Messenger RNA from Enterobius vermicularis (human pinworm), 381 nucleotides. NCBI's taxonomy places the organism in Eukaryota, Metazoa, Nematoda, Chromadorea, Rhabditida, Oxyuridae. The record is from the annotation of a GenBank genome assembly.
AUGACGGAUAAGAAAUUCUACGAUUUUACAGCAAAAGAUAUUGAUGGAAACGAAGUUUCAAUGAGUAAAUACAAAGACCAAGUGGUCAUUGUGGUCAAUGUUGCCUCGAAAUGCGGCUACACUGAUAAGAGUUACAAACAGCUGAAUGAACUUAUGAAGAAGUAUAAAGAUGAGGGGUUGCGGAUUGCAGCUUUUCCCUGCAAUCAGUUUGGUCGUCAGCAUGAGCAACACGGGUUUCUGGUCGAUGCAAUAAAAUGGAAUUUCACCAAGUUUUUAAUUGACCGGGAUGGAAAUGUGGUGAAAAGGUAUGCUCCGAACAAUGAGCCACUGGCUAUGUCUGGUGAUAUCGAGAAGCUUUUAAAAAGAGAGAAAUUGGCAUAA